Messenger RNA from Rotaria sp. Silwood1, 927 nucleotides. Lineage: Eukaryota; Metazoa; Rotifera; Eurotatoria; Philodinida; Philodinidae. The record is from the annotation of a GenBank genome assembly.
AUGGCAUCGACGGAAAUUCCAUUGUAUCGUGUGCAAGGUACCCAUUACGAAUGUGGCCGUACUAUCGGUGAUCUUUGCCGUGAACGAAUACUCCGACGUAUUGCUAAUGACCUAGCAUUAUUGACGCCGUUAUUUGAUUUCGCUCAAACUGAACAAGGUCGUGAACUUUAUCAUGGUUUUACUGAAGCUAUUCAUUUAAAUUUUCCUUGGUAUUGGGAUGAAUUGUGCGGUUUGGCUGAUGGUUCUGGAGUACCAUUAGAACAACUGUUAGUACUCAAUUUUGAAAAGGAAACACGAAUGACCUUUCAUCUAUUGGAAGAAACCAAAACAUGCGAUAAACACAUCGAAGAUGAAUACGAAGCACAUGACUGUACGACGGUAUUGAUCAAUAGACCAGAUACACAUACAGUUGAAAUUUUGCAUAAUGAAGACAGUUCAAGUGCUCUAUACGAUACUGCAUAUUUAAUCGAGGCUGAUAUCAAGUCAGUUACUUAUAAUAAUCAUGAACGGCAAAGUUCGAACGAAAAAUUUAUUGCGUUUUGCUAUGCUGGUGUAAUUCCUGAUACAAACUCGAUCGCCGAGAACUAUCUUGUUCAUUAUAAUCAUUAUCAGCGACUUCAUAAACUUGUUGUGGAACGUAAAGCAUUGUCUUUGACACGAGCUCGUGAACGACGUGGCCUUGAACUUGGCGAAAUUCAUACGGUCAACGAUGCUCUUAUAUUAUUAGGUGAUCAAACCGAUGAAAACUAUCCCAUUUUUUGUGAUCCCACCAAGGUAGAUUCGAAUUUGGCCACAUUGUGCACAGUUCGCUUCAAGUUUUCUACACAUCAAUUGAUCAUCUAUCGUUCUAAUCCGAAGGAGAAUAGAGAUCCAUUAUUUGCCUACAAUCUAGCUCAAUUAUGGAAAUCUGAAGACAAUAAUAACUGA